This is a messenger RNA of Sitodiplosis mosellana (orange wheat blossom midge), 2204 nucleotides long. RefSeq lists its product as uncharacterized. The transcript has 2 exons. The coding region runs from base 286 to 1806 and encodes 506 amino acids. Gene Ontology annotation, molecular function: protein binding. Lineage: Eukaryota; Metazoa; Arthropoda; Insecta; Diptera; Cecidomyiidae. The record is from RefSeq and is a predicted model, not a curated record.
CAGCGUGGAGAUACUAGAGGAUUUCUACUGCGUUUUUGACGUACGAACACACUUACACCGAAUCACUUGCUGCUGUUUUCUCCCUGCGAAUCUACAUGUAUUUCCAUGUAACGUCAGUCGUUGUUGGUGCUUCGCCUUGAGUUUACGAAAAGAACGCAAUUAGAACCGAAAAUCCAAAGCAAACAAAGCGUUAAUUGUCAUUUUUUUUUAAAUUUCAAAGGUUGUGAAAUUGCGCAGUGCAAUUCGUCGAUACACAUUCCAAAAGCAACAUCAAUCAUCAGACAAAUGGCUCCAAAGCGUAAACGAAUGAAGCUCGAGGAGGCGGCGGCUCAGGAAUUGGAAGAUGUGCCAGUCGAAUACAAAGAAACGCCAGAGGUGCCAAAGCGAAAGCAAAAAGUGUUUCUCGAGACGCUCAAUGAUGACUGCAUUUACACAAUUCUUGGGAAAUUGUCGUUGAGCAAUCUCUGUGCCGUGUCAAAGACAUGCCGACGUCUGCACACAUUGGCAUCGAAUCAAUUCAUGCGUUGCCACAAAUCGAAGGUCAUGACGAUCAAGGAUGUCACGGAAAAUGGGGAUUUGGUGGUGCCACAAAAAGAAGAAGAAUACAUCCGUUGCUUCGCAAAGAGCAUGGAAAAUGUGACAUUCGGUCGAUUGCUGGCAAAGAAGGCAACUCUACGAGAAGUGAACAAAGCAUAUCACUUCAAGAAGACCGACACAAUGGCACCGAUCAAAAUACUGCGCAUUGAUAACUGGGCUCGUGGCUUACGAAUGUCACAUCGUCCGGCACUGGCAAAAUUGGUGAAUGGCGUCGAAUCGAUUACCGUUUCGAAUACAAAAGUGUAUGGUGAUCUCAACGCGUGUCUGUUACAGCACAUCCCAGACAUGAAGCGGUUGACAUUGUGCCAGCAAUUCGAGGAGAAACCAGGCGAUGCAACAAUCAACUGGAUGCAACAAAUCUACCCGAAAUUGGAAUACUUUGCAUGGCAUGCGAACUCCGAAUUGCCGGUGGCUGAAGCAAAGCAAUUGUUGAAGCUCAAUCCAAACAUCAGCUUCUUUUCGUUGUACACAAAGUCACGCAACACACUCCGUCGCCUGAUGGACGAACAAAUUCACAUCAAUGAGCUGUACGUUGACGUCAUGCGCACCGAUAUACCGGCAAUUUUCAACGAUUUACACGAUUUGUGCGAACAACGAUUCUGCGACCGAUUGCAUUUGAAGUUUUCCGACUUCACUCGGCACACGCUCACCAAUAAAAUGGAUCAAUUGAUUCUGCUUGGACCGUACAUCGAAGGUCUAUAUUUCGAAAAGAUCGGUAUUGAUGGCAACUUCGCACGAACCAUCAACACAUUUGAUCAGCUGAAAGUAUUGCAACUGAACAUCGCGGUGAAUGCAAGCCUGCUGUCAAAAGCAUUGAGCCUCCAAGAGAUUUUCGCUUACUGGGGCGUCAACAGCCAAAAUUUCAAGAGCUAUCAAGAGGCCAUGCUUAUGUAUGCCGCAAAUACGCCAACGCUGAAGAAAAUUUAUUUGCGCAACAAUUCGCAGCUGUUCGAUCGAUUCAAUUUUGAUGUACUGAAUUUGGUUCGCCAAAAACUGGACGGAGCCCGCAAACUGAAAAUCUACUUCAAAUCAGAAGAAUGCGAAUUCACCGGCAAAUUGAACGAUGUCAACUGCGAUUUCGAUAUGGUUGAAGUUAUGCGCGUUGAAACAGAACACGUUGCCAAUCCAUUGAUCACCGAGUACUUGACCACCAGACAGCUAUCAACAGAAAAUAACUCAUACAUGCAGUACAAGUAUGGCCGUUACUAAGCCCAAGAUUUAUUUACUUUGAUGAUUUUUUUGUUGACAGAGAAAAAACCAUUUUAAGUAGACAGUAUUAUACGUAAAGAUACGUACUCAAUUUACGCAUUGAAUUUUUUUGUGUGAACGUUAAAUUAGCCGAUAAGACAUGGAUAUAGGAAUAUGUUUUUGUUAUUCUCCAAGAGAGAGAGAAAAGUAUCAUAUUUUCAUCGAUUCACAAAUGAAUGAACAAAUUCAAUCAUUCUUUCGAAACUACUUGUGUACUCAAUAAUAAACUCGACAAAUAUAUAGUUGAAUAAUAAGAGCCUUCAAAAUAAUACUGAUUUUGUUCACAGGCAAUACAUUUAUGACGAAUAUAAAUAAAACAUUCAUAAACUCAAAAUACAAUGCAAUCCUUUGUCAUGAAA